UUUUGUUAAACGCAAACAUUAACGAUGUAGCUAACGUUAGCUAAGCUAGCUAGCUAGCUAUCGCAGUGAUUUCAUCAGAGUUAUAACACAUUUGCUUAAGCUCGAGUUCUAUCGCUGGUGUGAAUUAUAGUAACGUAUAUUAACUACCGUUAAUCGUAUGGCAUUACAUUGUGUUUACAACGGGGGGGAAGUCGUAUAAUUAUGCUAGCAUAGUAACGUUUCACGUACUCCUUACCCAACGCGGUCUUGGAGCUGUAUUUCAAACCUCACUUCCGGAUCCGGUUUCUCGACGGACGAUGUUUGGCGGAAAACCACAGGGGCGCAGUUUCAUCACAUUUGCACCUGACGACUGACACGCGAGCCCUGCUGCGGCCCGUGCCAUAGGCUGUCCAGGAUCACAUGUCGAUUUCCAGGUGAGAGCGAGGAGGAGGAGCCAAAGGAGCGAGACGUCUCCGGAUCUGAGACCACACGUCAUGACAGGCCAAAGUUUUCAUCCUUGAGAAGUUGAUGGAAAAACAGCAGCGUGUCAACAUAAAGUGGAUCCGGAGCGGAUACAAAGAAGUAUCGGGCCAAAGAGGUAAACAGCGAGUCUGAUGGCACAAGUAGAGCCACUGUAUGACUUCCCGGAGCCCAACCAGUCGUCAGAGCGGAAGUUGCCGGGGCAUCAAAAGGGCCGGGGCUCCCUGAGAAGCGUCAGCGUACUGGACCGUCUCCUGCUCACAGUUCCUGUCUGGCUGCAGCUCUCCAUCAACCCGGCCACCGCUCUGCACAUACUGCAGAGGGAGCCUCCUGGGAACUUCCUGGUGCGCAAGUCUCGCACGUCACAGAGAAACGUUCUGUGUGUGCGCUUGGCGGAUGACAGCGUGCCCUCCUUUGUUCAACAAUUUGGCAUCAGGGAGGAACAAUCCAGCAAAACUCUGUCCCUGGAGACUUCAGCCAUCAGCUUUCCAGAUCUCCCAAGACUAAUUUCCUUCUACUGUGUCAGCAGAGAUGUUUUACGCUUCCCUUUGGAGCUUCCUGAAGCCAUUGCAAAGGCGACAUCCCACAAAGAGCUUGAGUCCAUCUCACAUAUGGGAAUAGAAUUCUGGAAUUCCCACCUAAACGUCCGUGGGCCUCGGGAGGCCCCAAAGCCACAGAGAGACAAGGAGAAGAAGCCAGACGCAGUAACCUCAGUCUCGCCCGCUGACGCCCCACAGACGGAUUCAGCCCACCAGCCCGACUCAGACAACCAGCUCAAGACGGCAACUCGUGCCGGCACCGACGACAAACGAGCAGGUUCAAAUCCCACCCUGUUCCAUGAGUUCUGUCCAAUCACGACACGCAGCCCCCGAGAGCUGGACUAUGGCUCCGGCCAGGGCGCCCUCUGUUUCAUCAACCCCCUUUUCCUGCAGUCCCAGACUUCGUUGUCCAGACGGCGCAUGUUCAGCCGCAGCCUUAAGGUUCGGAUUUCCACAGAGUCUUCAAGCCUGCUUUCGCCCCCACUCGCUCCUCCACCUCCACCACCGCUAAUGCCCAAAACCAAAGGAAAAUGUAAUGCCCAAAAACGGGGAAAAGAAACCGUCCAUCCCAGUAAAGGUCUGGUAGAAGCUGAAAACCCAGGUGAAGCCGCUCAGAUUCAGACAGUUCAGGACACCCGGGGCCAAAUGCAGAUGGAACCGGGCCAAAGUGAAGCUGGAGCCAUCGUAAUGGAGACUCUUCCACAGGAUUCAGACUACAUGCAGCCCUCUCCAAUGAUCAGCUUCUCCAAUUUGCCAUCACUCUCUCCUUCCCUCUCCCCAUAUGUUUCUCCCAUGGCGCCUCCCCUUUUCCCCAAAGUAUCUCUGUCCCUCUCUCCUUAUGGCUCUCCGGGGGCUUCUCCCUCUCUCUCCCCUUACCAAUCCCCAUGUCUCUCUCCAUAUGACUCACCCAGCGCUUCACCGUCCCUUUCACCAUACCAGUCCCCAUCUCCUUCUCCGAAGGUCCCCUUCUGUCUCUCCCCCUUCACCUCUCCGUCCUUCCUUCAGCUGGAAGAGCAGGCAUAUCACACGCCUUCUGCUCCUUCAAGACCAGAUCAGCAAAGCUCAGAGAGAGAGGCAGAGGAGGAUGGAGCAGGUGCAGAUGUAAUUAAGGAGGAAGACGGCACAAAAGAGGACCCGCACACAAAGAGGGAACAGGAGGAAAGGGGUCUGGUUUUACAGAUGAAUGCUGCUUCGCUAAACGACACAGACAGCUGCAGUUUCUUCAGUAGCCUUGAGGGAGCAGCGGAGGCUCCACCUUACUCCGCCCACCAACAGGACAAUGCUACAAGCCUCUAGUGAACAAACAUUUUAGACUGGAACUGAUUUACAUUCAUUAUGAAGCACAGUGUAGAGUUACAUGUGAAUCUCAGGGUCUCACCCUGAGAUAAUUAGAAUAUAGCAAAGCUUUGAAUUAAAUGUUUUUCAAAACCAAAACUUUGUCACAAUACUGUUUUUUUUGUUUCAACUGCAAAUGAUGUGCACUUUGAUGCACCAUUGCCAAACAUUUCCUAAAGCAUACCAACAGUUGUUUGACUACUUUGUGAACGGACACAAAGCCAUUUGUUUCUUUAUCAGUAUUUUCUAUUUUCUGUAAUUUAGUAAUUUCACUCUAAACUUUCAUGAGAGGAAGUCAUCACAAUUAACCGGUUUGUCUUUAUUUUGCGUGUCCAUCAGGUUUAUUGGUGUCUGGCUAUCCGUCCGGAACGUCCAGAGGGAAUUUCUUCAAAUUUGGCACUAAAGUCAAUUUGGACUCAGUCAUUUUUCUUUUACAAAUCAACACUAGGAGACAUUAUUCUGAUUCCUUGUAGUUGUGGAGUCUUCCUUUGAUGGAAACCAACACCGGUGCUUUCUACAGUGUUCAGUUUGAUUUUAAUAACUCUGCAGAUGACACACAGACAUCAAGCAUGUGCAUUAGGGUAAUUUCUAAAAUAUAUUGAAAGUCAAUCUGAGCUUGUGGAUGAAUUUCAUAAUGAAAUGAACGACGGUCUGACGG
Molecule: messenger RNA, 2991 nt
Organism: Cyclopterus lumpus (lumpfish)
Lineage: Eukaryota; Metazoa; Chordata; Actinopteri; Perciformes; Cyclopteridae
Product: ras and Rab interactor 3-like
Exons: 7
Coding region: 594-2294 (566 amino acids)
Source: RefSeq, a predicted model, not a curated record